Cyclocybe aegerita is the source of this 654-nucleotide messenger RNA. Lineage: Eukaryota; Fungi; Basidiomycota; Agaricomycetes; Agaricales; Hemipholiotaceae. The record is from the annotation of a GenBank genome assembly.
AUGGCCUCCGUACUUGUCCCCGUAGCCUAUGUGAUCAUCAUCUUCGGUGGUCUUUUUGUUUUCAGCUUUUUCUAUCGAAAACACACCUCAACCAAGGCCUACGAGCCUUACUUUCCUUCGCAUCCGGAGCGAAAUGCAUACAUCACUCUCCUUCAAAAGACAGACCCUCCCGCCCAUGACGCCCUUCUCAAAUCAGCACUCGUCCGACGCGCUAUGGCUGAUGUGCAACGUGUACUCCGGAUUCGUGAAGACAAGCCCGCUUUGCAAAACUUACUCCAGAAAGGUUCAAUAGGCGACGACCUAUGGAACAGCCUACUAGCAGCGGAGAAGGAACUAGAGGCUGAGAUCAUGGAAGUGGUUGCUGAAGCUAAUUCUUUCGUGGAAGGCUGGGGUCAGCACAUUUUUCCGACCGCAAAUGAAAUGUUAGCAAACGAGAAGAUUCGUGCUGUGUAUGAACGGACGAAUGAGGUGAAGGCGGAGAUCGAGGCAAAGCAUGGACUGGCACCGAAGAACCCUCCUGCAGUCGCCCCAUCAUCCAAGAAAGCACCAAAUGGGUUGCUAUCACCAACAAGUCCUACAGACAGUGUCCUUUCGAGUGACGGAGAUGGUUCCGUGACCUCGAAAUCUGGCAAAAAGACUAAGAAACGGAGGUAA